CUCCAGGGGCGGCCAUUUUCUCCUCCUUCCUUGGCCGCCCAGGAGGAGCCCAGCAGCAGCAGCCACUCAGACGCCGGCGCCAUGUCUUCCAACUCCGGCCUCAGCACCCUCCAGCGCCUGGUGGAGCAGCUCAAGCUGGAGGCCGCCGUGGAGAGGAUCCGGGUCUCUCAAGCAGCUGCAGAACUUCAGCAAUACUGUAUGCAGAAUGCUUGCAAAGAUGCCUUGCUUGUGGGAAUGCCUGCUGGAAGCAACCCCUUUCGGGAGCCCAGGUCCUGCGCAUUGCUCUGAAGGCAGGGAAGGUUAUCAGAAAGUUCUCUUCAAGUAUGAACGGAGACCCAGCAGCCUUCCUUUGUUCAGCAGACCCUUUCUCUAUGCCCUUCACUUUGUGUGGCCAAAACUGUAUCCUUAAGAUGUUUGUUAGUCUCCUUGAUUAUCGUAGUAACUGAUUAGAUCUUUUGAUAAUUCUUGUAUAAAAAAUUUUAUAAGGAAAAGACUUUCCAUUCAUAACUGAGUCAGCUAUCUUUCUACAGUUACUACUCUGAGAUGUUUACGUUCUAGAAAGAAAAUUACCAGAUGUCUUGUUAGUUAUUUGUUGUGCCUGAUUGAGACUCUCACAAGGUACCUUCUCACAGUGUUAUGUUUUCUGAACAGAGAUGUUCUGAAGCUAAAUUUUAAGGGGGGGCUGUCUUUUGAGUAAAUAAGCAUGAGACUGGGGUGUAUGCUCCAUUAAUUUUGAUGGAAGAGCACACAUUUAGCUCUCAAAGGUGGAGGCUUCCAUUUAAAAGGUUAACUUUAACUGGUGUACCUAAUGUUAGCUGGAUAGAGUCCAUAAUGCCACAUGUAGAGAGCUUUGUGUUGCGCACACUGGAUGUGCAAAACCCUCCUCCUUCCUCUCCCUGCAGACCUUUCAGCUCUACAGUAGGUUAAGGAAGGAAAUGUUUGCAAUGGGAGAGGUGCACAGGACUGACUUUUCCUCCAUACCCUUGUCCCUGUGUAAAUUGUACUCUUCCCAAGCCCACCAAACAGCUGGGAGGCCAGCACAAUGAGGAGCACAGCCCAUGGGCCCCAUCCACCUACAGACACCCAGCUGAUUGUCAUUGGGAACAGCAGAAAAGUGCAUUGAUGACCAUGUUUCUGAGCUGUUCCCAAUAGGGUAGACAACGGGGUCUCAGUUAGGGGAGGACAUUCCCAAAUGCUUAAAUGGAGGGAGUGAAUGAAUGUGGGGAAAUGGUGUAUGCUUGUGUGAUCGAGAAAAUAGGGAGAGUGCUGCUUCUGUGUCUGAAAGAGUGCAAGAAGUGUGUAGGUGGCUAUGUGUAUUUGUGAAUGAAAUCGGAAGGGGAUGCUGUUUGUGGCUAUGCCCUGUACCAGCCUAAGAUCAACCCCCCAUUGUCUCCAGCUGUGGCCACCAUUCACUGCCCAUCCCUGGGGAUGAAAAACAAAUGCAAGACAAAUUUUCUUUAUAAAACAUUCUUGCUGUACCUGAAAUCCAUGGGUGACUAUCUGCAGACGUAGCUGGAUUGAUAUCCACCAUAAAAGGUUUAGCCUUUAUUUUGUAUUGUGUUUUUAUGAAAACCUCUUUCGUUAAAAGUUUCUAACUGCUAACUCACCAAACAAUCACAAAUGAAAACACUACAGUGCCCAACAAAAAUGCAAACAGCUCCAUGGGCCAAACGCUUUCAAGGUUUGCAGCAUUAUUGGGGCCUCUAAAAAUAUUUUCCAGGUGGGGUGCCUUUGAUUUUUUUUGUUUAUUCAGCACUUUUACACAUACUGUUUACUUUUUAAGAGAAUGUUCUGUUUACACACCAUUGUUUGUAUUAAUAUAUUAGAAGCUUUUCACAAAUAAAAUUUCUUUCCCUAA
Sceloporus undulatus (fence lizard) is the source of this 1858-nucleotide messenger RNA. It is a transcript of the gene GNG10, whose product is annotated as G protein subunit gamma 10. Gene Ontology annotation, biological process: G protein-coupled receptor signaling pathway. NCBI's taxonomy places the organism in Eukaryota, Metazoa, Chordata, Lepidosauria, Squamata, Phrynosomatidae. Gene Ontology annotation, cellular component: heterotrimeric G-protein complex. The record is from RefSeq and is a predicted model, not a curated record. Bases 82 to 288 code for a protein of 68 amino acids. Gene Ontology annotation, molecular function: G-protein beta-subunit binding. The transcript has 3 exons.